AUCUCUGAAACAAACGCUUAUACUUCCGUGUCGAAAAUGGCUGAUUUCCUAUCACGUCUUCCGUAUACCCAAUGACAAAAAGAGAAAGGAACAAUGAUAUCAACCUCUCCUUUCCCCCAUCAAUAUCAAAAUCGAACCUUUGAAUUCUCCCAACCCCAGCACCACCACCCAUCAGUGACGUGUUGGCGCCCGCGCAGUGGAUCCUGCUCCGCCUCGCCUAACCACCGGGAUCCCCCGUCCCACGGCAUCCUCUCACCUCUGCUGCCCGACCCAAUCAUCGGGGCCAGGAAUCCUCUCCUUCGUGCAGGCACAGGCACCACGAGCCGGGGGGGUUCCAACUUCCAAGGCGUCCACGAAAUCCUGGCAUGUCGCGUUCGCGACGAGCAGGGGAGUCGGUCGUUGCGGAGCGUUUCGAAACACAUCAGAAUCGGUGCCGAGAAUAAAGGAGUUGUUGUAAAUAAUGCCGAGACGCUGGGCAGAUGUUGCUUGACUCGGUUGCUACUUUCUCUGGAUGUUUAUCAGAAUUCAGGGGGGAUAUGCGUCGCUUUUCUAACGCCGUGGCACGACGUUUCGAUGGUUUAGGCAUUGGGCGACGACUGCAAGUCUUCCGGCGAGCUGAUUGCGUUCUUCGCACCGAUUCCGCGUCGCCCUCCCAGGCUCCCACGAACACGUUCUUGCAUGCUCCCAUCCCGAUCAGAAGGUGACUCCGGACUCGAGCAUCUCCCCGUCCCGUCCUCCGCUCAACGGUGGGGGAGGACCCUCAAGCGCGUUCGCGUCGGUCACCAAAACAUGCGGUGGGUUUGGAUUUCACUCUUAUUGGAACUGGCAACUUUUGGACGGAGAAU
Eremomyces bilateralis CBS 781.70 is the source of this 845-nucleotide messenger RNA. RefSeq lists its product as uncharacterized. The record is from RefSeq and is a predicted model, not a curated record. NCBI's taxonomy places the organism in Eukaryota, Fungi, Ascomycota, Dothideomycetes, Eremomycetales, Eremomycetaceae. Bases 94 to 582 code for a protein of 162 amino acids. The transcript has a single exon.